AGCUACAGCGGCGGCGGUGGGACGAUGAGCGCGGAGCGGGACCUGUCGCCGCUGGCGCCUGGCGUGGUGCGGGCGCUGAACGACAAGUUGUACGAGAAGAGGAAGGUGGCGGCGCUCGAGAUCGAGAAGCUGGUGCGAGAGUUUGUAGCUCAGGCCAAGACGUCUCAAAUCAAACACGUGAUCCAGAUCCUGUCACAGGAGUUUGCACUCUCCCUGCACCCCCACAGCCGGAAAGGAGGACUCAUUGGCCUGGCUGCCUGCUCCAUUGCCCUGGGCAAGGACUCUGGUCUUUACCUGAAGGAGCUGAUUGAGCCGGUGCUGACAUGUUUCAACGAUGCCGAUAGUCGGCUGCGGUACUACGCCUGCGAGGCUCUCUAUAACAUUGUGAAGGUGGCCAGGGGCUCUGUCCUCCCACACUUCGACGUGCUCUUCGAUGGCCUUAGCAGGCUGGCUGCUGAUCCUGACCCGAACGUCAAAAGCGGUUCCGAGCUCCUUGAUCGCCUUCUUAAGGACAUUGUGACAGAGAGCAACCAGUUUGACUUGGUAGGCUUCAUCCCACUGCUGCGUGAGAGGAUUUACUCCAACAACCAGUAUGCCCGCCAGUUCAUCAUAUCCUGGAUCCUGGUCUUGGAGUCUGUGCCUGACAUCAACCUCUUGGAUUACCUCCCGGAAAUCCUGGAUGGGCUUUUCCAGAUCCUGGGAGACAACAAUAAGGAGAUACGGAAAAUGUGUGAGAUGGCUCUGGGGGAGUUCCUCAAGGAGAUCAAGAAGAAUCCCUCCAGUGUCAAGUUUGCAGAAAUGGCCAAUAUCCUUGUGAUCCACUGCCAGGCAGCAGAUGACCUGAUCCAGCUGACGGCUAUGUGCUGGAUGAGGGAGUUCAUCCAGCUGGCUGGCCGGGUGAUGCUGCCUUACUCCUCAGGGAUCCUGACCGCUGUGCUGCCAUGUCUCUCCUACGAUGAUCGCAAGAAGAACAUCAAGCAGGUGGCGAAUGUGUGUAACCAGAGCUUGAUGAAGCUGGUCAUCCCAGAGGAUGAUGAAAUGGAUGAAGCCAGGCAGUCGUCAAUCCUGUUGGCAGAGCCCAUCUCAGAUGAGUUCGUUUCCAAGCCAGAGGCAUCAUCCAGUGGCUUUCUGGAUGUAGCCAGUGACUCCAGCUUCAGCGACAGUGUGUUGACAGUAACCAGCUGCGAGAGGAUCCAGGUGACCCUGAACCUGGAUGGAAUAGUUCAGGUGCUAGACUGCCACCUUCAUGACACGUCCAUUGGGAUGAUGACCAGAAUUGCAGUCCUGAAAUGGCUCUACCACUUGUACAUCAAGACUCCUCGUAAGAUGUUCCGACACACCGACAGCCUCCUCCCCAACUUGUUGCGGACCCUCUCAGAUGAGUCGGAUGAGGUAAUCCUGAAGGACCUGGAAGUGCUGGCUGAGAUUGCUUCUUCCCCAGCGGGACAGACAGAGGGUCAUGGUCCCUCUGACAGCUCCGAUGCACAUCCCAACCUGGUGGAGCUUCAGGUCCCAGACAGGGCUGGCCAGCUGAGCUCCUCUGACCAAGAUGCCAUGGGAGCUGGCAGUGGGAGGAGAGCUGCUGAGCUGUGUCAGGUCGUCUCCUCUCCGACCUCUGAGGCCCAUCCAAGUGUGCAGUUGGUAAACAAGCAUGGACACCCCUUAAAAUCCUUGAGCUCGCAGGAGGAUUCCAUGCCGCACUCUCCAUCUCGGCACUCCAGGCUUUGCCACCCAAGCGCUGAGGGCAGGAGAGAAGGUAUGAAAGGCUUGGAGUGCUCGCCCUCCACUCCCACCAUGAACUCCUACUUUCACAAGUUCAUGAUCAACCUGCUCAAGCGCUUUAGCAGCGAACGGAAACUCCUGGAGACCAGAGGACCUUUCAUUAUCAGGCAGCUCUGUCUACUUCUGAAUGCAGAAAACAUCUUCCACUCCAUGGCAGACAUACUUCUUCGGGAAGAAGACCUCAAGUUUGCCUCUACCAUGGUCCACACCCUGAACACUAUCCUGCUGACGUCCUCCGAGCUCUUCCAGCUAAGGAACCAACUGAAGGAAUUGAAGACCCCGGAAAGCUGUAACCUCUUCUGCUGCCUGUACCGGUCCUGGUGUCACAACCCUGUGACAACCGUGUCCCUCUGCUUCCUCACCCAGAACUACAAGCAUGCCUACGACCUCAUCCAGAAAUUCGGGGAUCUGGAUGUCACUGUGGAUUUCCUCACCGAGGUGGACAAGCUGGUGCAGCUCAUCGAGUGCCCAAUAUUCACAUACCUCCGACUGCAGAUGCUGGACGUGAAGAAGAACCCCUACCUGAUCAAGGCUCUCUAUGGCCUGCUGAUGCUGCUGCCCCAGAGCAGCGCCUUCCAGCUCCUCUCCCACCGCCUGCAGUGCGUGCCCAACCCCGAGCUCUUGCAGAUGGACAGCACCAAAGCAACCACUGGCCUCAGGGGGACAUCAGUGUCCAACAUCGACUACACAGAGCUGCUGCAACACUUUGAGAAGGUCCAAAACAAGCACCUAGAAGCACGACACCAGCGAGCCGGGCGGGCAGAGCAGUUGGACCGGCGGGUGGUCCUCUGAGCAUCCCUGCCAUAGCCACGGGGGUGCUCAGAGGGAUUGGGACAGGGACCAGGGGACACAGAUCAGGGGAUGGGGACACCAGUUGCUGGGUACUGGAGGAUCUGGUGGGUUUAAUGGCAGAGGGAGAUGGGCGAGCACUCAGUGCGGGGCUGGUUUUCCUAACCGCUGUGUGUGUGGAUGGUGGGGGACAUGGUGGGGGACACUCAGGCUGUGCCUGGCUUCUCCCAUGAGUGACACAGGGAUGUGGGGAUAGGUUGCAGCAGGAGAGGGCCAGGGAAAAGCACCUCAUCUCGUGCAAUAGGAGGAAACUCCCCUUUGCUUUGCUAAUGCCUUCCCAGUGAGUGUCAGCUGAACACCCAGCCUCCUGCCAGCAAGACCAGAGGAAAAGGAAGAUGGGAGCAAGCCCUGGCCUCUCACCCUGGAAAAUUAGCACAAGGGCCCACUGGCCAUCUCUCGCCAGCCCAACUUCCACCUUCCUGCUCUGAGGCAGUGCUGGAGGCUGCUGGCAGCAUCUCACCCAGGGACUCUUAGAUCUGUGUGUGGCACUCGGUCCCCUCCCUGCAUCACGCACCCUCUCCAACCCCCCAGCUCUUGGCACAGAUGAUGGCACAGCCUUAACUCCCAGGGAACAGCGGAGACCCCCACUGCACACAGCCCAAGACUCGAUUCAUUGUUCCUACAUUAAGCUCCCCACGAUCAAAUAAACGAGCAAUGCAGA
This is a messenger RNA of Strigops habroptila (Kakapo), 3292 nucleotides long. It is a transcript of the gene VAC14, whose product is annotated as VAC14 component of PIKFYVE complex. Gene Ontology annotation, cellular component: PAS complex; endosome membrane. The transcript has 21 exons. Bases 25 to 2574 code for a protein of 849 amino acids. Gene Ontology annotation, biological process: positive regulation of kinase activity; phosphatidylinositol biosynthetic process. The record is from RefSeq and is a predicted model, not a curated record. NCBI's taxonomy places the organism in Eukaryota, Metazoa, Chordata, Aves, Psittaciformes, Psittacidae.